This is a messenger RNA of Salpingoeca rosetta, 2297 nucleotides long. RefSeq lists its product as uncharacterized. The coding region runs from base 236 to 2110 and encodes 624 amino acids. Lineage: Eukaryota; Choanoflagellata; Craspedida; Salpingoecidae. The transcript is spliced from 2 exons. The record is from RefSeq and is a predicted model, not a curated record.
CGAUGAUGGUUUGUGUAAGAUAUUCAACAAUGCUCCAGGCAAGCGUUCCUGUUGUGUAACACCCCUGAUCGUUCAACCCCCUCUCUAUUACGCACGCAGACGCACUCUCGUUCAUGUCACACGCUGCCUUCGCGCAAGUGUCACACCACACCAAACAAGCACUCGCUACCCAACACAAGAAGCGCUACCAUCCCAGCCCACCACCAGCCCACCAUCAGCCAACCGUCGUCACUGCAUGAUGCACGAGGAACACCCAACAGAAGACGCUAUCACUAUCACGGAGCACGUUGAGCGCACCCAGGCUCAACAACCACAAGCAGAUGGGUGUGGUGCUCCUGCUCAGAGCGAAGAUGCAGGCUCCACAGCAAGCGCAAGCACAGCAAGCAACAGCCCAAAGCGCCUAAAGCGCGGCACGUUUGUUGCCUACGGCGAGGGUGUGCGCACCAGGUGCAUGCAUCACCAAACGAGCUCGACAACCCACAUUCUCUCCUUCGACAAAAUCAGCGACGACAACACCGUUGAGCAUGGGAGCGGACAGUAUUGCGUGCGGCGCCCGCCUGUUUUGGCGCGCAUUGCGCAGAGCGAUCCCAGCAACGUCACCUGCACCCUGCAGACAUCACCCACCGUGCUGACCGUCACAGGUGUCACACGUGAGCAGGCGGCUGCGCUGGCAGAAGAGUGCACCAGCGAGCUCAUGGAGGCGUACUGCGACGCCGUCAUGUUGGACGGUGGCUCAUACGACUUCAACUUCUACAUGCACCGCUUCUUCGAUAAGGGCGAGGACGGUGGUGAACGUGUGCAUGACGCCCACGAACGCGCUGCCUCUGCACACGCCAGUGACACCAACACCAGUACUUGCAGUGAGCACAGCACCGCCAGCAGCAACGACAGUGGUAGUGAUGAUGUUCAGUCUGGGGAGAAGGCGAGCGAUGUUGGUGGUGGUGGUGAUGGUGGUGUUCACAGCACGAGCCACAGCAGCGGCAGCGACAGCGACAGCAUCACUGCCAAGCAAGAUUCUGCAGAGCCACCAGCAGCUGCGCGCAUGUGCAUGCAGGCCAUCCCCGUCAACAUUGCGGGGAUGCACGGCGACUUCAAGCUGGAGGACGAUGACGAGAAUUUCGCGCUCGUCGCUGCUGCCAUCCGCCGCGCCCUGGACCGGCUGCAGUACACGAAGGACACGGAGUUUGCUGCAGUGGGUCCGAAGUUGCUGUUGGACUUGACGACGGUCUCCGCUGGCCUUCGACAAGCCAUCCUCGCCGACGUGGCUCACUACGCUGAAGAAGCCAACGACGGCAAGCUGCAGCAGGAAGGGGACGAGGUCCAGAAACAAGAGCAUCAACAGCAUCAACAGCAGGAAGAGCAGGAAGAGGAAGGGAUACAACAACAGCAGCACCAGCACCAGCACCAGCCGCACCAGCACCAGGGAGACGACGAGGUUGACGACUUGGAAGAGCAUGAGGAAUUCUGCAGCACUGAGCACAUAUUCAUCAUUGCAUCGACCGACACAGCCUCCCUGAUUGCUGCGCGCGAGGCCAUCGAUUAUGCGCUGGCCACCUUUCGCCUCGACGUGCCUCCAGACCAUUCGGAUGUUGUGCUCGCUUGGUCGUGGGAAGAACUGCUGCACAACGUCACGCAGCAUGACGAUCCACAGUCCAUUGCCACAGCCAGAGGGAUAUGGGGGUAUCCCAAAGGGCAUGUUCCGGCUGACCUGCGCCCCGCUCUCGCCAACGUGGAGAUGAUGUGGCUGCGAAUCCACAAGCCUGAAGUGGAGGCCUACAAAUCGCUCCUGAGCCUCCCGGGCAUCAAGCUGAUUGACCUCAAAGGAGGGCUGCGCACUGCAAGGCUGUUUGAGCAGGUCAAGGCGACAGGCGACGAGGAGCUGCUGCGUCGCUUCAAGGAGGUGACGGUCUUGUACGACCACAGAGGGUUGAGCCCAGAAGAGGCAGAGCACCAGCGACGCCGAUGCCGACUCUCGUAUGCGCUCGAGUAUGCAAGAAAUCAAGGGUAUGACUCCGAAGGCCGCUGUCUGAGAUGCAAGCACUGCUGCUGGUAUGAGAACUUUGACGUGGGCUGCGAAGAGUGCUAUCGCUUGAGGCCCGACCGCGACUAACUGUGCUUUUGCAUGCGUGUGCAGGCGUGUGUGGAUCUGUGCGCUGUUUGUUCGUGCCUCGGCAUUGUUUGUUUGCCUUCCGCUUUCGUUGAUGUGGUCUGGUCAGAUGCCUCCUUUCGUUGACGUGAUUAUGGCAUGACAUGAGGCAGACGUCACAUACAACACCAAUACAAAGCAUCGAUUUGGA